Molecule: messenger RNA, 1044 nt
Organism: Eimeria acervulina
Lineage: Eukaryota; Apicomplexa; Conoidasida; Eucoccidiorida; Eimeriidae
Product: ferredoxin NADP+ oxidoreductase, putative
Exons: 7
Coding region: 1-1044 (347 amino acids)
Molecular function (GO): oxidoreductase activity
Source: RefSeq, a predicted model, not a curated record
AUGCUUUGGCUGAAGGCAGAACAUAAGAAACAAACAACAACAGCCCUAGAGGCCGCUGCAACUCUCACAAAGCCCCCCCUAAACCUCUUUUCGCGAUUCUCUCCCCUAAAGGUUCGCCUGGAGCACCGGGAGUUGGCUUCAAGUUAUUCUGCAUAUGUGUCUCCGGUGGGAUCCGAUCCCGGGCCUGUGGGGUCUCCUGCAGCGGGAGACGGUUUGGGGAUCGACGUUCACCACUUGGUGUUCUCUUACGAUCCCACUGCUGUCUCUAAAGAGACACAACAGCCCUUCCGCUACCUUGAGGGACAAAGUGUCUCCUUUGUAAACCUCAGAGACACCCGAAACAAACAAACGGAGACACCUGUCUCUGUCUCUAAACCCCGCCUAUACAGCGUUGCUUCAUCCCCUUUGGCCCCAGACGAAGGCCUACCGCACUCCUUUUCCCUAUGCGUAAAGAGACACCGCUACAGGGAUGUUAACGGCCAAGGAGACCCCUCUAAAGACGGCCUCUGUUCCUCUCUGCUUUGCUCAGCCCCGAUCGGCACGGAGUUUGAAGUUGGGGGACCCGUGGGGGCUUCCCUGCUGCUGCCACAAGACCGAGAUGUCCCUCUUGUCUUUGCAUGCACUGGCACAGGGGUGGCUCCUCUCCGCAGCUUCUUGCGCAGGAUUGUUGCUGAGGGACGCCCUGGCCCAGUACUUGCUUAUGUGGGGGCAGCUACUGCUGCUAGCUUGCCGUAUGCUAGGGAGUGGGCCGCGCUGCAGAAGCUGCUGCCGCCUUCGCUGCUGCGGCUGCAGUUUGCUCUGUCUAGGGAAGCACAGGCCCCGGACGGUGGCCGGCUGUACGUACAGCACCUGAUGGAGAGAGACGGAGACAUGCUGCUGCAGCUGCUGCACGAAGGGGCCUUCGUUUAUAUCUGCGGCCGAAAAGAUAUGCUGCCCCCCAUUAAGGCAGCACUACAGGCUGCUGCUGCACGCAACAACUUAGACUCAGCUGCUUUCUUUAAGUCCCUCAUCGCAGCCAAACGCUGGAGAGCGGAGGUCUACUAG